AUGUCAAUCACAACGCCUAGCAUAAGCGACAUGCUCGAAAGACUGCCGGACGAGAUCUUUGAUCACAUCGGCGACUACGUUACCACAUCCGAAGCGACCGCGAUGCCUUCAAGGACAAUGGACGCGUCUAUGGAUCCCUCAAUCCCACCCGCCGACGGAUCAUCGCCUUUACUUGGACUGCCUCGCGAGUUGCGCCGCGCCAUCUUUGCUUAUGUCUUGCCGCCCGAGGACAAGAUCGUUGAGCCUUAUGACAAGCUCACCAAGCCUGAAGCUGCUCCUGAUGCUGCGUCAGUUGCAUCUGCCGUCCCAGCCGCGCCUAUCGCACAUGCUGCUCCUGGCUUUGCAACAGUCAUACAGACACACAUCCAAUGGUUGCAGUCACAUCAGCCGACCAGACACUGUCCCGCAAAGAAGAAUCGGAAGCCAGUCAAGGUGGAGCUCACUCUUGCCGUAGGCGACGCGCUUAUCCUCUGCAAGUCGAUCACCGCCGAGAUUCUGAUUACACUGUACGAAGAGCGCACCUUUGCUCUCAACGUCUACGACGGCAUCCGAGAUGGUGGCAUUGAGUUUCUCAACUCUGGUCGUCAGCGUCUGCAGUACCGUGAGCACUUCACUUUCGUGCGUUUCAAGCGCUUCGAAGACCCUGAUGAUCCUUUUGGUUUCUCACGCAUCAAGCGCCUCCUGAUUCGUGUUUACCCAGCCACUGAGGCCGGCAGACAGCGCAAGAGCAGUCGCCAUGAUGCUGUGCACACUCACUUUAUGCUCCGCGCUCUGGUCAACUUGCUCAAGCAGAAUGGCGAGCAUGGUCUCAAUCAACUCUGCAUCCGCUUUGUUGAGCCUCAGAACACUUCAUGGAGUCCUCAUCCCUGGCAAAACACUUCCAAAUUCUCUGUGCGCAACUCUUCUAUCCAUGGUAUCUCUACUGUCGAGGUCAUUCUGCGCGGCCUGCUCGAACUUCGCCAAGUGCAGACUGCAGUGUGUGAACUUCCUCCUGGUCUGUACAGAGACACUGCCCUCGCUGCUUUUGUCGACCGCCUGCAGGGCGUCAUCACCUGCAAACUCCACUCUAGCACCAUCGACGACGAAAUCACCACCAUGAUCGAAGGCGCCAGAGAUAUGCUCGACAACUGGAUCCAUCUCACCAUGUUCAGCACCAAAGCCUCGAGAGCCAUGACUGGCCUGACAGAUGCCGAUUUCAUGAACGUGGAGAAUGCCGAUGCUUUCGAUUACUCUCCGGACGAGGAUGGCUUCUACGAGACACCUGUUGAUAUCAUUGAACCCGCAAACGAGUCUCAAGCCGUGGUCCCCCCGCCUCAGCUUCGCGAUGUCUACGAAAAGCGUAUCACGACUACCGAUGCCACAUACAACGAGGACAAGGAUGCCAAACUUCACACCUCCGAAUCCGAGUCCAAGCCCAAGCCUGGACCCUCGUCAUCAACCAAAAACGAUGCCAGACCCGCUCGCACCAACUCGACCAGACGCUCAGCUCGCAAGUCUCCCCUGACUUCCGCCAGUCGCGAAUCCAGCGGCGGCGCUUCACUCUUUGGAAUAAUAUCCUCGAUGACGACGAUUCGUUUGUCCGUCGCCCUGAGCGUCGCUCAUCGGCACACCUUGACAGCAUUGCAUCUGCUGCUAGACCAGGACUGA
Messenger RNA from Aureobasidium namibiae CBS 147.97, 1647 nucleotides. RefSeq lists its product as uncharacterized. The transcript has a single exon. NCBI's taxonomy places the organism in Eukaryota, Fungi, Ascomycota, Dothideomycetes, Dothideales, Saccotheciaceae. The coding region runs from base 1 to 1647 and encodes 548 amino acids. The record is from RefSeq and is a predicted model, not a curated record.